Botrytis sinoallii is the source of this 2603-nucleotide messenger RNA. RefSeq lists its product as uncharacterized. The record is from RefSeq and is a predicted model, not a curated record. Bases 62 to 1294 code for a protein of 410 amino acids. Lineage: Eukaryota; Fungi; Ascomycota; Leotiomycetes; Helotiales; Sclerotiniaceae. The transcript has 3 exons. Gene Ontology annotation, biological process: positive regulation of autophagy; negative regulation of TORC1 signaling. Gene Ontology annotation, molecular function: GTPase activator activity. Gene Ontology annotation, cellular component: GATOR1 complex; vacuolar membrane.
AAAGACUUUACAUUCAGAGAUAUCAACUGGUUCUCCCUAGCGAUACUCACUAGAACCCAUCAUGAUUGAAGGAAUAUUCUUUGCUCGUUUCCUUCCCCAGAAAGGUACCAAAGUCGUUCAUCAAAGUCCUCCAGGAUGUAUAGUCCCAGAACCUGAUGUAGAUAAACCACGUCUGUUCGACUUUGAAAAGCUGGCCGAAUAUAUCAUUCCCCGUCAAGCAUUUUGCAAUCGACAUGUUACAGUAUGUGAUCCCGAGAACAAACAUCGCAUUUUAGGCCAUCCGGUUUGUAUCAAAAACGAAAAAUAUGAACGCAAUGAAUUUAUGUUCAAUUUUUGCAUUGUGACUAGAGUUGAGGUGGAUAAGAUUCCUUAUGAAGCUGUGGUUAAACGUUUGGCAUCAACGUUUACGGAAAUGGAAAUUCAGAAUGAGUAUUUGAGUCAGGAGGGUACGUUUUCAUGCCAAGAUCGAAGGUCGAUAGCUGCGUUGUUGGAGAUCAUUAAGGAGGAUUUGAAUAAUUACAAUGAGUGCAUGAUUCCUGUCGAUGAUGCAAACACUAUUAAUAUGAAGCUUUUCCCCAUCCACAGACAUCCACCCCCUAUAAAGGCAUGGCACGUCCCAAUCUCGAAGAUUAAAUUUGCCGAAAUCGUCGACGAUACCUGGGAUCUCACCAUGAGGAAAGUAAUCGAGCACAUUGAUGGCAUCAAAGACGUCCGAAGAAUCGCUCACGACGCAAACGUUGCUAUGGAUCUUACCAAAAUAGCAUUACAGCAUCUUCUCUACUAUGAUUCCAUCCUUAUGCUCGAUAUUUUUCUCUUCAGCAACAUUUACGCGCCUACAUCUGAAAUGAAUGAUUUUGUAGCUGAUAAAGACGGUAUGCAAGAUGAAUGCGCAAAUUAUGUCUACAUCAAUGGUCCUCGCCUCACAAAUUUUCUACUCUGUCGACUCUUUACCACUCUUUGUACCUCAAGAACGCUCAAGGAAUGGCUCAAAUUACACAUGGAUCAAGGCCUCAACGUCCUCAAUUAUACCGACGUUCGUCGUUUCAUCCAAUUCGGUGUCAUAAAAGGCCUCAUUUAUCGCGUGCAUAGGUAUGCAGUUUCUUCCAUGUAUUUAUCAUCCAUUGCCUCUAGACAAGCAAUACAUAUGGAUAGAAGAGAUGACGCGCUGCGAAAGUAUACGGAUGGCUGCCAUUGUUUUGACCAAAUAACCACGGUACUAAAUAUUGGAGAGGCAAAAAUCAUGGAACGACUGCGCAAAUUUCCGAAGGGGGAUGUAGAGGUUAUUUAUCGAUGAUAUUUAUCGAUGAGACCGAGUUGAUAUCCCGACUCCCUCACAUUCAACAUACUAGCCGAAUAUCUCACGCGUGACCUGGUGGUCAUAACAUCUACUCAAGGCUCUGAGACAUUUCCUACGAAGUAGCCAUCCAUCCGAUGAUACAUCAAUCUGCCACAAGAAACGCGCAAAUCCCUCUCACAUUCCAAAAUGACCACCUUCACUCAGACGAUCUAGCAGAAAUCAGAGGAGGUUUCUAGCACAACCUUCCCACCCCUAGUAUCACACUUCACUACUGUUGAAUCGUCCAUAGUAUACAAGGAACGAAAGCAUCAUGAUAAAGCAUCACCGCCACAAACAACUAGUGCAUGAGUUUCAACUGCGCUAAAUCAUUAUCAACCCCUUCUUGUAUCAUUGUGUUCGACAACACGGGACAAGUUAUGCCUCAAUUCUAUACAGCGAUUGCCCAAGGACUUUCUUCGACACAGAAUCAGAAGACCUAUCUACAUUCAUCUACUGAUGUUUCGGCACGGGGUGAAGAUUGGUUAGACGAACACUCCACUCCGGGCGUUGAAAAGAAAAAGAGGGCCCUCUCCGAGGACAGCUAAAUGAGAUCGAGGAUACAGCUCUUCCACAUGAACUACGCAGGGGGCACACGCCCAGUAUUCAACGACAUCAAAUAUGUAAAUACCUCACAACUACUAUCAUUCUACUACACUCACUCCCCAAUCACGUCACCACCCAAGAAUCAUCAAAUAAUAAUAGCAAUAAUAAUAUCCUAUUCUAACCUAUCUCACCCUCUAACUACAACAAAUAACCCUCCCAACAAUGUAAUUGAUAAGAUCUAUCUAUAUCUACCUAGGUACCUACAUACCCAUCGAUAUCAAUCCCACCACCAAAAGGUCAACACAAAACACAACCUCAGGAGGAGCGAGCCCAGUUUCUUUUCAUCACAGUAUACAAAAUGAACGCAUAUAUACCUUGCACGAAAUUUAAGUAGCAAAUCCAAGUUUCCAUACCAAAAAAUGAAACAAAUCAAUUAGCCCAGUCCAGACUCCAGCAUGGUCCAGCACAGUACUCUGUACAGUCAUAUAUAACAAUAGCCGCGCGCCGAUAACCCCAUAUACCAACCAAUACCUAGCAUACCCAUCCAUCAAUUCUACAAGCAAACAAGCAAGCAAGCAAGUAAGCGCCGAUAGCCAUUGGCUUCGCGCAACAAUCCCAUCUUCAACCCCACUAGUUCCCAUAUCUUUUCUAUUUCAAGCCAUAACAAAAAAUAGAACCGAGCUACUCGUUCCUCAUUGGUUCAUCAUGUAACGUGAUGUGAUUG